This is a messenger RNA of Maylandia zebra (zebra mbuna), 1374 nucleotides long. RefSeq names its product C-X-C motif chemokine 10. Gene Ontology annotation, cellular component: extracellular region. Gene Ontology annotation, molecular function: chemokine activity. The record is from RefSeq and is a predicted model, not a curated record. NCBI's taxonomy places the organism in Eukaryota, Metazoa, Chordata, Actinopteri, Cichliformes, Cichlidae. Gene Ontology annotation, biological process: immune response; defense response; chemotaxis.
UUCAUCACAAUCUUUCAAAGAAGAGGGCUGAGCUGAUAGUCUACUCACUAAUCAUAUUCUUCAGAUAUAUAUCGUAUCUCUUAGAUAGUUUAGUUUACAGUCAGUUGCAGAAGAAAUGUCUACCAUCGUUGUAGCACUCCUGGUUUUCCUGACUAUCCAUGGAGCCUCAGGUAUCAGUCCUAGAUGCCAAUGCCUCUUUAAGGAGAAAAGGCCAAUUGGACGUUUCAUAAGCACCGUGGAUAUUUACCCUGCAAACUCCUACUGCAAAAGCACUGAGAUUAUUGCUACUCUCAAGAAGGAGGGGCAAAGGAUUUGUCUGGACCCCAAUGCUCCAUGGGUCAAACAAGUGCUUAAAAGUAAAAAGAUUACGCAGACACCUUGAAGAAUAUACCUUCCCUGAUUUGGCUAAGAUGGACAGAGGAUAGACACAUGGAAAAUAGAAGCACAGACUGCAGUUAUAGAACAUAAACUGGGUUUUGUUUGAAGGUGUAGAAGCAGGAUUGUUUAUACCCGUUUUCACUUUACAGCACUUAACUGUGUUCUCUUAUUAUUGAUGUGAACUAUCUGUGUUUGUAUUUCCUUAAAAAUAUAUCCUUAUAUACAUUACAUGUUCAUUUAUUAAUACAUUGUGGGGAUAAACCUUAUUAACUAACGGUAAGGAGGGACUAGAUAGUGGGCAAUGAGGACAGAGCACAACAGCAAGUCAUGAAAUGGGUUUAAAACUUUAUUAGAAGAGUUGGCAUUUAAUGGUUUGUAUAUCACAUAUGACUGUGUGACUGUUCCAUGUGCUGUGCUACAUACCAUACAUUUUGUCAAGGACAUUUUUGCUGCCUUUGAAAUGUCAGGAAAAAAUUGUGGAAAAAUAAAUCUAUUCAUCCAUUUUCUUAACUGGUUAUCCAAUGCAGAGUCAUGGUGGGGCUGGAAUCCUGCCCAAAAUGUCAUAGGGUGAGAGGUUAACAGGUACAGUCUAUUCAGGUAUAUUGUCCAUUGCAGGGUAAAGCAAAAAGGAGAAUUUCUUGGAUUGUGUCAUGUAGACUAUGGCACACAGUGAGAUUAUAUUUUCAAUGGAAGGAGAUUGCCACCUCUUGGACAAAGAUGCAUACCAUUAGGAUUGUCUCAUUUACUGAAUACCUCUAUAGCAGCUGAAAGCAAUUAUGUUCUUUCAAAAUUAAACAGUUUUUACUGUGCCCUUUUCAAGAAAAAUCCUUAGCUGGUGUAUAACCAUAGUCAUUUAUGCUUCUUCUGAGCUGACUGCAGAACAACUAGUAUUUUAGUUUUAAACACAGUAACAAAGUUAACAAUUAAAAAAAUGUACUAUGUGCUUGUUUUGUAUCAUCACUGCUGCUUUGAAUAAAGGCUUAUGAAUAAAGGAAA